AGUGGCUCAGGCGGGAAUGCAGCAGGCAAGGCUUACCCUCGUGGCUGUGGCUGUGUGUGUGGCUCUUCGGACCUCAGAAGCCAUACUCCCCAUCGCUUCCAGCUGCUGCACUGAGGUUUCCCACCACGUCUCCAGAAGGCUUCUGGAGAGAGUGAACGCCUGCAGCAUCCAGAGAGCCGACGGGGACUGUGACUUGGCUGCCGUCAUCCUCCAUGUUAAACGCAGAAGGAUUUGCGUCAGCCCGCACAAUCAUACGUUGAGACGCUGGAUGAGAGCCUCACAGGUGAAGACCAGCAAAGGAAACCCCUGCCGUAAGAGCGACAGAAAGAGUCACACCCCGAGGAAGCACGGGUCACAGAGCCACAAAGCUCCGGGUUAGAACGGACACAAGACCCUACGGGGAUAACGCCUCAAGUGAACUGGUCCACAGUUGGUCAUAAAGUUGCCCCCUGAAUCUUCCUUACCGACACCCUGUGGUGUUUUGUUUUGCUAAAGGAUAGU
Molecule: messenger RNA, 501 nt
Organism: Chionomys nivalis (European snow vole)
Lineage: Eukaryota; Metazoa; Chordata; Mammalia; Rodentia; Cricetidae
Gene: Ccl28
Product: C-C motif chemokine ligand 28
Exons: 3
Coding region: 17-379 (120 amino acids)
Biological process (GO): cell chemotaxis; immune response; positive regulation of cell-matrix adhesion
Cellular component (GO): extracellular region
Molecular function (GO): chemokine activity
Source: RefSeq, a predicted model, not a curated record